This is a messenger RNA of Penicillium macrosclerotiorum, 3873 nucleotides long. RefSeq lists its product as uncharacterized. The transcript is spliced from 5 exons. The record is from RefSeq and is a predicted model, not a curated record. Gene Ontology annotation, cellular component: cytoplasmic microtubule; mitotic spindle; mitotic spindle midzone. Gene Ontology annotation, molecular function: microtubule binding. The coding region runs from base 1 to 3873 and encodes 1290 amino acids. Gene Ontology annotation, biological process: astral microtubule depolymerization; mitotic spindle assembly. NCBI's taxonomy places the organism in Eukaryota, Fungi, Ascomycota, Eurotiomycetes, Eurotiales, Aspergillaceae.
AUGGAGGCAAAGGCUGCGGAACUUCUGGCAGCCUUCAAAAACCCUAAUCUCUCCGUCGACGCGAAGGUUGCCCACCUCACGGCUAUCAAGUCCGACAUCAAACAGAAAAAUGUUCCCGAGGGCGCCAUUCUGACCAUUUUCGAGACUCUCAAACUCUCCUUAAGUUCACAACACUCAUCAGUCCUCAGUGCUGGAUUUUCGACCCUUGGCCAUUUUCUCAAACGAUUGUCAAUUCAAGACCAGCAGCAAUGGAUUGUGAACCAAGCGCGGGACCUCUACCCUAUAUUGCUGGAUCGACUCGGCGACCACAAGGAACGUGUUAGAGCUCAGUCAGCUACAAUUUUCACCGAGCUUUGGUCUUUGUCAAGCAACUCUGUGUCCAGCAACGAAGUGGAAUAUUAUGUGCUCGAGACCGCUUUGGUGGGAAAGAACCCUCGGGCCAAAGAGAUGAGCAUGCUCUGGCUGUCUAACAUGACGAGAAACCAUGGGCUGUUGUUCCGUCAAUAUGUACCCUCGCUGGUCGCAUGUCUAGAGGACGCCGACAGUGCUGUUCGAGAUACAGCAAGAUCGGUCGUAGUUGAACUAUUUCAAAAUGCCUCCGCACGAGCCAAGUCUGAUCUGCAAAAACAACUGGCUGCUCGCGGCGUAAGGAAAUCAAUUGCCAAUACUAUUCUUUCUGGAAUCGGGCUUGGCUCCGCUGAAUCUGAGAGCUCAACUCGACCGAUGUCUCGUGCAGAACGACCAAUGUCUGUGAUGUCUUCUCGUUCGCGUGCUAUGGAAAUACCGGAUGAUGAGCCGGAAACAUCAAAAAGUCGACCAGGUUCCCCACGGAGCCGUCAUGAUCGUUCGACUCCUUCCGCACCUAGUGAACCCCUACGACCUAAAACUCCAUCCCUGGCACCCACACCCCACCAACCAUCCCUUGUGGAGGAUGAUAGUUUGGAGCCGUCCCUUGUCUCGUCAGGGAGAGACAUCGAUGAUGCCGUGCGCGAUAUGCUCCCCUGGUUUGAAGGUAGGGAAUCAGAAGACAACUGGUCGAAGCGAGAGAAGAAUGUUAUACUCUUUCGCCGAAUCACCCGCGGCAAUGCGCCCCACGACUUUCCCCAAAACUUUGUCAAUGCCGUGAAAAGUUUUCUGGAUGGAAUCUUCAAAGUGGUGAACUCGCUACGCACAACUCUCUGCACGAACGGCUGCCUUUUGAUGCAAGAUAUUGCCAAAACUUGUGGGCCAAAGAUCGAUUCUAUGGUCGAAAUAAUUAUGCAGAAUUUGAUCAAAUUAUGUGCCUCCUUAAAAAAGAUUGCGGCACAGAAUGGAAAUGCAACAGUUGAUGCUGUUAUUGGAAAUGUCUCGUUCAACAUUCGCAUCCUGCAACAUGUCCACUGGGCGUGCCAAGAGAAAAAUGUGCAAUUACGUCUCUUUGGUGCAGGAUGGCUGAAGACCCUAAUCAGUCGCCAAGCCCAUCAGAAGAGCACAGUCGAACAUGGAAAUGGGCUUGAUUUCAUUGAAAAAUCUCUCAAGAAGGGAUUGGGUGAUGCAAAUCCCGGCGUACGAGAGGCGGUGCGUAGCACGUUCUGGACCUUCUAUGGUGUCUGGCCUGACCGAGCCUAUGUGAUUUUAUCCGACCUCGAUCCCAAAUCGCGUAGCCUGCUGGAGAAGGACCCAUCAAACCCCAAUGCGGCGCAGAAAACUUCAACCAUCUCCGGGAAGAUUGCCAGCGGCCAACCCUCUGGUCGUUCUGCUCUCAAAGAGGCCAUUGCCGCUCGUAAGAAAGCCCAGAUGCCUUCUCGACCGGAGUCUGCCCACUCGGCUUUUGUGGACUCAGAUCCAGCCACCAGGUCCUCCACUCGGAGUGUGCCUACCGGAGCUCCCCUCUCCUCGCUUCACUCUGCACCAAUGCGACCUUCUAUGAAGCCUCGACGUCCUGAAAUUAGUCGCCCGGCGACAGCAGAUCCUUACGCUCGUCGGCCAGAUAGGCCAGAUUCCCGGGCCCAAUCAACAUCUAAGCCUGUAAGCUCACCGAGAUCAGUGAGAUCCAAGGCAUCCACACCUUCAUCGAAACCAAUCAACGCUCCUCGCCUUCGACCUCACGAGUCUGGACAGACUGGCACUACCAGGGGAAAGCCCAAGAAGCUUGACCUUUCAAAAUCCAAGUCUCAUGGGGACCUUGCUGCAGCUAGCCGUGCUCGUAGCGAUUCUGAUGACAGCAUAGUGAAUCAACCCUCUGUGCAUACAUCAUACACUGGUCUGUCAACCGGAUCUAAUAUUCAGAAUCAGCGGGCACAUAUUGUGCUGGAAAGCCCUAUUCUCUCUGCAUCUCAACCGCCGCCUACUAGCAGCCAACGCAGUAACCAUAGUGAUCAUAGCCACGGAGUGGUUCUAGAUCCAGUCGAAAACCCGGAGCCACUUUCGCUCGAUGGAGCUUCUUCUCUAGCUACUUCUCCACAGGAAGCAGAACUAGAAGUUGCGACACCAUUGCGCCGUUCUGACACAAUAUCCGAGCCCGAACAAGCUCCUCAGUCCCAGUCGGAUGAAAUGGUUAUAUACGAGGAUCCUGCUACGCCAGCCGUGGCGGAAGCGAAGACUCCUGAGUUGUCCCCUGUUCAGCAUUUCACCCCAAGAAGAUCUCCUCGUCGCAACACCGAGCAGGAUUUUCAAGAGACUGUGCAUGACGUGCCCACGCUACGAGAGACACCAGUCAAGAAACCUGCCCCUGAAUUGGCUCCUGUUCAAGAUUUCCCUACUGACGGUGUCAACGAGCCUCGUUUCCCAUCCCCCAAGAGAACACCACUUCGAGGAACCCCCUCACCCACCAGAAAUCGUGGACCGGCAACCCCGUUACAAAACAUCUCCGCCCUGGAGUCAAGCCUGCCAACUGAAAAUAUGGGAACAGAUACAUUCGAGCACAAUCCCAAUAACGAGAAUGCCGCUACACAUAUCGCCAAAGUCCCCGAGUUAGCUCCAACUCCACGAUCAGCAGCUAAAUCUGGUGCUUUGGAAGAGGUAUCGCUCAACGAGUCUACCUCACGACCCGUGGAUAUGCGUGGCUGCUCCUUCGAAUCUGUUGGUCCUUCAACGACCGAAGAAUUGAGUCUUCGCCGCAGCCGCAAGUGGGCUGAACGUCAUAGGAGCCCAAGCCCUCGAUCGAAGGACCCUGUCAACGCGAGAGAAAUGCUAAACAAGGCUUUGAGCCGCAUUGCGACUAAGAACAUGGACAUCUCGGGAUAUCGCAAGCUGCAAGGGUUAUAUCAAUACCACGGCGAAGAUAUUGUGUCUCAUGAGCAAGAUUACUAUUCUCUGCUCCAAGCUCUUUUGAGCGAGCUCGAGUCAGCACCUACAAGCCGCAAGGAUCAUGAUAUCAAGACCCAAAUCCUUGCUACUAUUCGCUCCAUGCUUCUCCGUACUAGCGUGCUUUUCCACCGGUACGAUGUUCCCGCAAUGGCCGCUAUUAUCCGAGCGCGGGGCCACUACGAGUCUAGCUCCCAUUUCGUCACCUGUUUGGAAGAGGUUGUAGAGCAGUUGGUAUCUCUUAUAUCACCAGAGACGGUGGUCAAUGGCGUACUACAAGGACUGGAUCUGGAUAAGGACACGAAGAGCGAAAAUGCAUCUCGAUCAAUUAUCAUGGGUCUCGCGACUAUUCACCAAGCCCUAUCACAAGGGCCCGUGGAGAUCUCGGAUGAUGUUCUUGCCAGUAUCGGCGCUGUUGUCAGCCAACAACUUGCUCAUCCACGACCUGGUGUGCGCAAGCAGGCAACUGAGCUAUGCACGCUUCUAAAUCUCAAGUUUGGUCUGGACCGCGUCCAGAAAGUCACCCAGCCCGCCGGUGAAGGAUCUCUUAACCUACUCACCUAUUUCAUGGCUCGUCGAUCCCAGUGA